GAAGCAUCUGGAACAGGAGAAGAACCCAGUUCAAGUCAGAACACAACGGACGGCGUAGUUGUUAGUGCAUACCAAAAAACAGAUGGUGCUAGAGUGUACAACAAGAGACAUUACUGCUUGUAUUGCACUAAACCUUAUGCUAAGAUGGCAAGGCAUCUAGAAAGUUCACAUGAAAAUAAGUCUGAUGUGGCUAGAGCUCUAAGCUUUCCAAAGGGUUCAAAGGAGAGAAAAAGUCAGCUUGAUUAUAUUCGCAACAGAGGAAACUAUGCUCACAAUGCUGCUGUUAUGGAGUCAGGAAAGGGGGAACUAGUGCCAUUUAAACGACCACGUAAAAAAGUGCAGGGAGAAGAUUUCAUGCAUUGUGCAUACUGUCAAGGACUUUUUACAAGAAAGGUCCUGUGGAGACAUAUGCGUACUUGUAGACUUCAACCACAAUCAGUCGCCCCCAAACCAGGAAAAAACCGUGUUCAGUCCAUGUGUACCUACACCGGGCCUGUGCCUUCAGACAUGACCAAACAACUGUGGGGAGUAAUCAGUGCCAUGAAUCCUGACCCAAUCACAGAUAUAAUAAUAAAUGACAGAGCAAUUACUGAAAUUGGACAGCACUUGUUGAACAAAGGUGGGCUAUCAGAUAAGAAUAAAUGUGCGCGGGAGAAGAUGCGAGAAUUGGGAAGGUUGAUUCACAAUGCCAGGAGAGUCUCCUCCUUGAAAACACUGGAAGAUUGUGUAAAUCCAAAGAAAUACAUGGAGACUGUCAAAGCUGUCAAGUGUACAUGUGGGUAUGACAGUGAAACCGACAAAUUCAUGAUUCCAUCACUUGCAAAUAAGCUUGGGAAUUCCCUGGUUAAAGUAAGCAAACUCUUAAAGGCCCAGGGCUUAAUCUCCAACGACAAACAGCUUGUGAUGAAUGCCAGUGAGUUUCAAGAAGUCCAUGCGAAUAAGUGGAACGAGAUGAUCUCGGCUACAGCGUUGAGGAAUAUCAGGGAAGCAAAGUGCAAUGUGCCCACUCUCAUGCCCUUUACUGAAGAUGUACAAAAAUUGCAUACUUUUCUCAGUCAAGUGCAAGACGAGUGGUUCAACCUGCUCUCUGAAAGUCCCUCUACUAAAGCCUGGAUGGAGCUGGCCAAGGCAUGUCUAGCCCAAAUAAUUCUCUUUAACCGGCGGAGAGAAGGAGAGGUGGCGAGCAUGCCUUUGUCUGCGUUUUUAUCAAGAGACACUUCUGAUCCGCAUGAGGAUGUGGACUGGGCACUCUCCGAAGUGGAGAAGAAACUCUGCAGACACUUCACAAGGCUUAUCACCAGGGGAAAGCAUGGUCGACCUGUUCCAAUUCUUCUGACUCCAAAAAUGCUGUGUUCCUUAGAACUCCUUGUUAAGCAAAGAGAGGCUUGUGGGGUUUUAAAAGUCAAUGCCUAUAUGUUUGCUAGACCAGACGCCAUGACACAUUUCCGAGGGUCAGACUGCCUCCGUGGCUUUGCAAAGGUGUGUGGUGCAAAGUGUCCUGAGUCUCUGACAUCUACCAGGCUGCAAAAGCAUGCUGCAACCCUUUCAACAGUGCUGAACAUGACAGACACCGAGAUGGACCAGCUGGCAAACUUUCUUGGGCACGACAUAAGAAUCCAUCAUGAGGUCUAUCGACUCCCUGAGAAGACCCUGCAACUUGCCAAGAUCAGCAAAGCUUUAAUGGCUCUUGAGCAAGGAAGAUUAGCCGAGUUCCAUGGAAAGAACUUGAAUGAAAUUGGGAUAACUCCUAAUGAAAAAGUUAUUGACUGUGAGGAAGAAAAAGUUAUUGACUGUGAUGAGGAAGACGGGAGCAUACAAGAGGGACACUGUUCAUCUACUGUUGACGAACCUUCAGUCGAGGUGGCACUUCCUCCUACUGAGAGGAAUAUGUCUCCAGCACCCAAGAGAAGCAAACCAUCAUCAGAUGAGCAGAUGCCUUCAGGAGCCAGUGCUAUCAGGUCGCCUUGCAAAGGUAAAACUGCCCAGAAGAAAACUCCCUGGCAGCAGACAGAGGUGCAGGCGGUGGAAAGGCACCUGAAGCCAUUCAUCAUAUCUGGCACUGUACCAGCAAAGAGUGACUGUGAGAAAUGCUUGAAAGCUGAACCAGAAGCUCUGAGAAACCGCGAUUGGAAGACUGUAAAAUUUUACGUUUAUAAUCGCAUUACAGCUUACAAAAAGAAAUUGCAGUGCAGAUAA
Messenger RNA from Sinocyclocheilus anshuiensis, 2196 nucleotides. RefSeq lists its product as uncharacterized. Lineage: Eukaryota; Metazoa; Chordata; Actinopteri; Cypriniformes; Cyprinidae. The transcript is spliced from 4 exons. Bases 145 to 2196 code for a protein of 683 amino acids. The record is from RefSeq and is a predicted model, not a curated record.